AUGGAUCUCGACAUUGAAAUGGACGAUGCCGUCCAGGAGCCUCUCAUGGAAGAGCAGAUCCUAAACUCGACUGCCGAUGACAUCCUUCAACCCGAUGAGCCAGAAGAACUGGGCGAGGUUGUCGAAGAUCCCAUAGUUGACAAGAGCGACGAAGCGCGGACUAUAGUCCCGACAAAAGUACAUAUCCACGGCCUCGACACAAUGAACACCGACGACAUAAAAAAAUACGUCAAGGCGCACUAUGGCGACACCGAUCGCGUCGAGUGGAUCGACGACUCGUCGGCCAAUCUCAACUUUCCAUCAGAGUCCUCCGCACGCGAUGCCUUGAUCGCACUAUCAUCUAUUGCAAUUGCCGACCCGACUGCCCUCUCCGUCGGCGAGAGCUUGGUCGCCAAGCCUCUCGAGGGACGACCCGAGAUCUCUCUCCAUGUCCGUUACGCCGUCCUCUCUGACAAGAAAGCGCCCGGCGCGGCCCAACGCAGUCGCUUUUACCUUCUCAACCCCGAAUAUGAUCCCGAGGAGCGCAGGCGACACCAACAGCAGCGACGAUACCGCGAUAGAGACCACCGUCGCAACGACAGCCGGGGCCGGAGACGUGAGUCGAGAGAGGAGACGGGCAUCCGAUUCGAAGCAAGCAUGUACGACGAUGCGCCCAAGCCGCAGCGCCGUCGCUCCUCAGAUUUCUCCGAGCACAACCGACCUGAUAAUAAAGGCAAGGAGCUGUUUGCGAGCGGCGGACGGAGCAGCAGGAGGAGAAAUGAUAGAUCCUUGUCCCCGCGACGGGACAAUGACGGUGACAAUUCCAUGGGCGAAGGGGGGCGGGCGAGCUCUCACGGGAACAGGGCUACGGCCCGGUCGCUCAAGGAGAGGAUAUCAAACGGCAACAACCGCUCGAAAGAGCUUUUCCCCACCAAGGCCUCUGGACGCGGCGGUCAACUCGACCAGCUGGAGAGCGCCAUUGGAUCGGCCCGCCUUAGAGAAGAGGACCGUCCGAGGGUAGUCGACGCGCCUUCUGUACCGCGCAAGGGGGCCGACAGCUUCAACAUUCGUGGGUCAGCGAACCAACGAGGCGAAGUUGGGCAAGGUUUCAGCAUCAGGGGCUCUGCUGCCAAUGCAAAGGAGCUGUUUCCAUCCAAGUUGGGUGGGACCAACGCGGGCAAGGAGCUGUUGGAAGGACGGAAGAACAAGCCCAGACAGCGCGCAGAGGAUCUUUUCGGAUAG
Messenger RNA from Emericellopsis cladophorae, 1221 nucleotides. RefSeq lists its product as uncharacterized. The transcript is spliced from 2 exons. The record is from RefSeq and is a predicted model, not a curated record. Lineage: Eukaryota; Fungi; Ascomycota; Sordariomycetes; Hypocreales; Bionectriaceae. Bases 1 to 1221 code for a protein of 406 amino acids. Gene Ontology annotation, cellular component: cytosol; nucleus. Gene Ontology annotation, molecular function: RNA 7-methylguanosine cap binding; mRNA binding.